Molecule: messenger RNA, 2298 nt
Organism: Exophiala xenobiotica
Lineage: Eukaryota; Fungi; Ascomycota; Eurotiomycetes; Chaetothyriales; Herpotrichiellaceae
Exons: 4
Coding region: 121-2298 (725 amino acids)
Biological process (GO): DNA-templated transcription; regulation of DNA-templated transcription
Molecular function (GO): DNA-binding transcription factor activity, RNA polymerase II-specific; DNA binding; zinc ion binding
Source: RefSeq, a predicted model, not a curated record
CUAUGCCCUCCCUCCUUCUCCUUUCCUCCGAACCCACGGAAUCAAGCGUCUCAAUGGCAGCUACUUUCCUGGCCAAAUCUUCAUCUUCCCCAGAUUCUCUUGAGGGCCGAUGAGACCACCAUGUCUACCUCCAACGAGAUCCGACCUUUGCCCAUGAAGAAACGCCGGGCGGCUAUCGCCUGUUCGUCGUGCCAUGCUCGCAAAGUGCGUUGCAAUGUGGUCCUGGUUGGUCAACCCUGCACCAACUGCCAGCAAGAUGAUGCCGCCUGUGUCCUCCACGCCUCGUCAAGGGGCAAAUACAAACGCCGGAAGGCCAACCACCACGAGGAAGAGUCCGUCCCGUCUCCCGGGGUCUCCUCCCCAGGACCAGGACCAACGGUGGUGAAUCCCGGUCCAUCCCGUUCCUUGGAAUCGACCACCCCGGCCUCGGAGGUUCUCUCCCAAAACGAGUACGAGUCGCCGUCCAAUGUCGACACCUACCGGGCCAUCGUGGAACCGCCGGAAACGGACCAAGUCCGGGUUCCAAUGUAUGUUGGAGAAUUGCAAUCCCUUCGUCUUAUUUUCCACGUCGCCAAUGACAAGAGCAAGAGCAUCGCCUCAAAGACCCAUUUUCUACUUCCCCAACCCAAGAGGCGUCAGUUGUCGCCCGAAGAAUUCGCCUGCCUCGAGGCCAAGGGAGCCUUCUCUCUGGAAUCCGACGAGGUGCUCAGUGAACUUCUUGCCUUGUUCUUCGACUACGUAUAUCCCAUACUUCCGAUCGUCGACCCCGUGGACUUCUAUCGCCGCUACGAUGCAGGCGGUGCCUCGAGUGUCAGCCCGCUUCUUCUACAGACCGUGUUCCUCGCAGCGAGCAACGUAAGCCACUCUCCUCCCGUCGGUCUGGUUCUGAUCACUCUUCCCACAGUACAUUUCCGUCGCCGGGUUGAGACGCACGGCUCUUCCUUCUCGUCUGGCCUUGAAGAGGAGGUUCUACGAACGCGCAAAGGUGGGGUCUCUGUUCCUGGUUUGUCCCAUGCUCAUCUUGUUUUCAUCUCCACACAGGCCCUGUACGACUUCGAGUACGAGACGGACAAGAUCUGUUUGAUCCAAUGCGUGCUACUGAUGGGAUAUUGGCUGGGCCACGCGCAUGAUCGUACCGACAGUUGGCACUGGGUCGGCGUGGCCAUCAGCCUGAGCCAAAGCGUCGGCCUACAUCGCGAUCCCGGGUCUUCCAAUGUGCCUUCCUCGCAACGCCGUCUUUGGCGACGCAUCUGGUGGUGCUGUUUCUACCGCGAUCGGUGCAUUGCCUUGGGCAUGGGACGGACGCACCGCAUCAACGCUGACCACUGCGACGUUAAAGAGCUGUCCAUCAACGACUUGGUCUCAGGCCACAUUUCCUGCACCCUCACGCCCGAGAGUGUGGCCAUUGUGGACCAAUGCAAUGGGCACGCUCCCAUGUUCCUGGAGAUUGUCAAACUGAGCCGGCUCCUGGGGGAUGUGCUGUCAUCGGUGUACCGACCACCACAGCCCGAACCAACGCCCUGGGAGACCGUUGAACGGCUUGACGAGCGACUCAAAACGUGGCUCCUGAACCUGGAUCCGCGCUGCCGGCUUGAUGCGCCUCCUCCGGGCUCCGACGAGUCGGCCGCCACAGCCUUGCACAAGCACUAUAUCCACACUUUCUACCAUGUCAUCAUCAUCACAUUGUACAAGCCGUUCAUCUUCCAGGGCGGCCUCUUGCCCACCAGCCCCGGGAGCGACCGCCGUGCCCAAGUCGCCUGGGAAAGCUCCUUGCUCUCGGCCUCGGCGGCCACGGCCAGUUUUCGGAAGUUGAGUGAGCUGGAGCUCAUCCGGGUUCUUCCUCCCGAAAGCGUGACCAUGCUCAUAUCCAUCCUCGCCAUCCUCUUCCUGUCCAAGUGCCUGGGCAGCGGCAUGAAAUGGCAUCUCGCCAGCCAGAAUCUCGAUCUCGCCAUGCUGGUCCUACACGAGCUCCAGGAGAAGUACUUGGCGGCCCGCUUCGUCUUCGCCUACUACACGGCCGCGUUUGAAAAGGUGGCUCCCAGCCACAACAGACCCCCUGCGCCACCAGCAUCCGUUGCCACCCACGCCCCCGCUGCCGGGUCCUUCGACACUGCGCGUGUGAUGGGAAGCUGCACAGGCAUAGACGGAGCUAUCAGCCCUUUUCCCAGCAAUGAUGUCGACCCCAUCUCCCUAGAAUUGGACUGUCUCGGUCCUUGGGCCGACCUUUUCUCACCCGGUCUGUCCGGCGACUUGGAUAUCCUGUUUGGCGCCGAGGGCAUGAUCAAGGGCUUUCAGUAA